AUGCUUUUUAGUACUUAUACAGCACUUCGCAGCAAACGUCGUGUUACAGUAAAUAAAAAGAUGGAGCCAAGAAAUCUAACCGAUCAAAUAAUGAGAACACUUGAUAAUAUGAUUGAUCCUCACGCAGAUAUAGAACAAAGAGUAUCACAAAUGAGAGCUCAGCUAGCAGCUCUCUCCGAACUGCCUCGUCUCAUCCAGGAGAGAGUGGAUGCUGUUAAGCAUCAGAUUGACCAAUUCAGUCAAAUGGAUGCAUUCAAACAAGUUCACCAAGAACAAUAUGUCCAAAUCACACAACCGGGAAAAGAAAUAAUACACCCAAUCGAAAGAAUACCAGAAGAACCAGCUGACACUGUAGAGAUAACAGAAAUAGAAUCUCCAGAAAAAGAAGAAAGGUUUAUUGAAAUCCAGAAACCAAUUGAAGUAAAAAGCAGAACGCCUGAGAGAGCAGUGGAAAUAAGAAUAACCAAGCCAAGCUUGGCUGAAGAAGAACUUGCGAAAGAAGAAGUAAAGAGAAUGUUAGAAGAGAAAAUAAAAAUGGAAAAGGAGAAGGAGCUAAUACACAAAAUUAAUUUUGAGCAAGAACAAAAAAUCCAACCCAUUCCAACAUCUAUUCAAACACCCCAACGAGCUAGAAGUCCUUCUCCUCGUCCCCAACCUGUCUUUGGUCCAGCACCUAAAGAAAGACCACUAGGGCUAUCUGGAGGAAGAAAGUGGAGACGCUCUCAUGAAGAAUAUGAUGAAGAACAGAUUCAGGAAACUUUGACUGCUCAGGCUGAAGUUAUCAAAGGGAAAGCUAUUGGAGUCAAUUUUAUGAAAUACGAGAAACCUCCUCCUCCCCUCGACCACUUGCAGCACUCUGAAGUAUACAAAGUGGUACACAACAUGGAUGAAACUCCGUUGAAAAAGGUCGCCAUGUUGAAGCCAGUUAUCGCUGAGGCUGAUUAUAGAGAAAGAGCACGUUCGAUGUCUCCUUGCCCUAAUGGACGG
Molecule: messenger RNA, 987 nt
Organism: Brenthis ino (lesser marbled fritillary)
Lineage: Eukaryota; Metazoa; Arthropoda; Insecta; Lepidoptera; Nymphalidae
Source: the annotation of a GenBank genome assembly